AUGGGAACUCAAAGCAUCAAGGCGUGGUGGAAGGAAAGCACUGUAUAUCAAAUUUACCCGCCAUCGUUCUGCGACUCCAAUGGCGAUGGGGUUGGUGACUUGAACGGCAUCAUUUCCAAAUUGGAUUAUAUCAAAGCUCUCGGGGCGGAUAUUGUUUGGCUGUGUCCAAUAUUUAGCUCUCCACAGAUCGAUAUGGGCUACGAUAUUUCCGAUUACUAUGGUAUUCAUCCGCCCUAUGGAACGAUCGAGGAUGUGGAUCGUCUGGCUGCAGAGCUUCAUAAGCGAAGUAUGAAGCUAGUGCUGGACUUGGUAGUAAAUCACACUUCGGAUCAGCACCGGUGGUUUCAAGAGGCGCGUUCGUCCAAGGGAAACCCAUAUCGUGACUGGUAUAUUUGGAGGAAGCCGGUAUUUGGGGAGGACGGAAAGCCAAAUCCACCAAAUAAUUGGGAGUCAUAUUUUGGAGGUCAUGCUUGGGAGUACGAUGAAAGCUCUGGGGAGUACUACCUCCAUCUGUUUGCCCGGGAGCAGCCCGAUUUGAACUGGGAAAACACCAACGUCCGGGAUGCAGUUCAUGACAUCAUCCGAUUCUGGCUUGAUCGAGGUGCAGAUGGGUUUCGAAUGGAUGUCAUCAAUUUCGUUAGCAAAGACCAGGCUUUCCCAAAUGCCCCAAUAGUGAUUCCAGAUUCACUGUGGCAGCGCGGUGCCAAGUAUUACGCCUGUGGACCGAGGCUGCAUGAGUACCUGCAGGAGAUUGGCAAGAUCCUGAAAGAGUAUGAUGCAUUUUCUGUGGGCGAAAUGCCGGAUGUCAAUGACGUUCAGGAGGUCCUGAAGGCUGUCGGGGAUGACCGUAGCGAGCUGAGCAUGAUCUUCCAUUUUGAAGUGGUUCAUCUUGAUCACGGCCCGAAAGGCAAAUUCAGCGCCAAAACAUGGAAGAUGCGCGAGCUCAAGUCCGUGGUCUCCAAGUGGCAGACAUUCAUGUACGAGAACAAGGGCUGGAACGCGGUAUACCUUGAGAACCACGAUCAGGGCCGAACCGUUUCAAGAUUUGGCUCGGAUUCUCAAGAGCAUCGUGCCUUGUCUGCGAAGAUGCUUGCAACCUUUUUAGGGCUUCAAAGUGGUACCGUCUUCGUCUAUCAAGGCCAGGAGCUCGGCAUGGCUAAUGUCCCAAGAAAUUGGGGAAUUGACCAAUACCGUGACAUUGAGACGUUAAACCAUUGGGCCAACUCCGACAAAACCGCACUACAAGAAGCUAGCUUAGCCGAGUAUCGGCUCAAGUCCAGGGAUAAUUCACGAACACCCAUGCAAUGGAAUGGCUCACUUUAUGCUGGGUUUUCUACUAAAGAGCCCUGGAUCUCUGUGCAUGAUGACUAUCGGAUAUGGAACGCGGCGGCUCAGGUGAACGAUCCCACUAGUGUAUACCACUAUUGGGCGGAUGUUUUGCACCUGCGAAAGAAAUUUGCGGAAAUCAUUGUAUACGGCUCUUUUAAACUCAUCUCCCCGGAGGACCCGGAUAUUUUCGCGUACACACGCUCCAUACCCUCGUCUCCAACUGUGGCCGUGGUUGUUGUGAAUUUCCGCCCACGUCAAGUAACCUGGCCUGUCCCGCUGACACUGGACCUAUCUCCAUCCGGAGCCGUAGUGCUUUCAAAUUACCAUAGAUGUGAAGCGUCACCAUUCGGCAAUUCCAGUAUUGCUUUAGAACCAUUUGAGGCGUUUGUUUGGGUCGGGACACUUGGUUCUGAGUUCACAUCCUAG
This is a messenger RNA of Aspergillus ochraceoroseus IBT 24754, 1755 nucleotides long. RefSeq names its product glycoside hydrolase family 13 protein. The transcript is spliced from 5 exons. Gene Ontology annotation, molecular function: alpha-amylase activity. Gene Ontology annotation, biological process: oligosaccharide catabolic process. Lineage: Eukaryota; Fungi; Ascomycota; Eurotiomycetes; Eurotiales; Aspergillaceae. The coding region runs from base 1 to 1755 and encodes 584 amino acids. The record is from RefSeq and is a predicted model, not a curated record.